Messenger RNA from Daktulosphaira vitifoliae (grape phylloxera), 1629 nucleotides. Its product is annotated as guanine nucleotide-binding protein-like 3 homolog. Gene Ontology annotation, molecular function: GTP binding. The transcript has 8 exons. The coding region runs from base 109 to 1608 and encodes 499 amino acids. Lineage: Eukaryota; Metazoa; Arthropoda; Insecta; Hemiptera; Phylloxeridae. Gene Ontology annotation, cellular component: nucleolus. The record is from RefSeq and is a predicted model, not a curated record.
UGUUUCGUUGUUGUCAGUUAAGUACUGUUAUCACUCUUCUGUCAUGUGCUUUUUUCCACAGAACAAUUUUUUUAAACAUUAGAAUAAGUUGUGAAAUUUAAAUUACUAAUGGGUUAUCAAAAAUCUAAUAAAACGAAAAAUCGAAGAGCAUUAUUAAAAUGGAAAAAAGAUAAGAAAAAGACAUCUUUGAAUUCAAUAGCAGAGAAUAAAAAAGAUAAAGAGCAACCAAAAGAUGAAACAAAAAUAGAAUCAAUAACAUCAUUAAAGGAAACAUUAGCAGAUUUUGUGAAAAGAACUGAGUCGAAACAAGCAAAUUUUGUUGAAAGUGAAGAACAUGAAGAAUCUGGGUAUAAAAAUGUUGUUAAAUUAGACAACAAGUCUUUUAAAGAUGAGUUUAGAAAAGUAGUUAAUGCUGCUGAUGUAGUAUUAGAAGUAGUAGACGCUCGUGAUCCACUUGGUACAAGAUGUACUCGUGUUUUAGAGUCUGCUCAAGAAUUGGGAAAAAAACUUGUUGUUGUUCUAAACAAAACAGAUCUUGUUCCAGCAGAAGUAGUUCGUAAUUGGUUAUCCUAUUUCAGAGGACAGUUAGGAACACCUGCUUUACCAUUUAAAGCUAGUACUCAACAAGCUGGUUCUCGUAUAGGCCAUAGGAAAAUGAAUAAAUGCAAAAAAGACACUGAAAAAGCUAUAAGUCUUUGUGUUGGUGCAGAGCUUAUCAUGACUCUCUUAGCAAAUUACUGUCGUAGUGAUAAGAUGAAAACAUCAAUUGUUGUUGGAGUUGUUGGUAUGCCUAAUGUUGGCAAAAGCAGUUUAAUUAAUAGUUUGAAAAGAGCUAGAGCAUGUCAAGUUGGUGCUGUUCCAGGUGUAACAAAGAACAUGCAAGAAAUUCAGUUGGACAAGCAUAUAAAAUUAUUAGAUUGUCCAGGGGUAGUAUUAGACAAAGAAUCUACUACAGACAGUGUGGCUUUAAAAAAUGUUGUAAGUUCAGGAAGUAUUGAAGACCCUAUUACUUGUGCUUCAGUUAUUAUAGGGCGUGUUACAAAAGAUCAGAUGCAAAAAUUAUAUGGUAUUGGGCAAUAUGAUUCAUGUGAACAUUUUCUAUACUUAAAAGCAAGGAGAUUCGGCAAUAUUGGCCGAGGAGGUAUUCCUGAUAUUUUUACAUCUGCUCGUAGUCUAGUUGAGGAUUGGAAUCGAGGUAAAAUAAGAUAUCACACAUUGCCACCAGAACAUGAUAUAGUCCAUUUAAGUGCCAAAAUUGUUUCUGAUACUUCAACAAUUUUUAAUUUGGAAAAUAUACAGCGAGUUGAAACUGAAUUUAUGGAAGAACUUGAAAAAAUUCAACCAGAUUUAUCAGUUGAAGGUACUCAAACAAAUAAAAUGGAUAUUGAUGGAAAACAAAUGAUAGUAGUAGAUGAUGUACAAACAAAAAAGUCUGGAAAACUUAGAUGGAGAAAAAAGAAGAAAGUAGAAUCAUCAGAUAAAAAGAUAGAUAUUCAACCUGGUGUAUUAAGAUUAAAAAAAUUACAAAAAGAAAAUGCUAAAAAACAGCGUAAGAUAGCUUCUAGAUUAAUUAAAUGUGAAGAAAAAUUAAUGAAUAUUGAUUUGUAAAUAUAGAUGUUUUAAAAACAA